Messenger RNA from Nerophis ophidion (straightnose pipefish), 5102 nucleotides. Its product is annotated as zinc finger BED domain-containing protein 4. Lineage: Eukaryota; Metazoa; Chordata; Actinopteri; Syngnathiformes; Syngnathidae. The transcript has 5 exons. Gene Ontology annotation, molecular function: protein dimerization activity. Bases 305 to 2302 code for a protein of 665 amino acids. The record is from RefSeq and is a predicted model, not a curated record.
GGUCCGAUCUAAUCCCGCCUUUAUGUGCUCGCACACGCGCACACCAAAACAAGCCCCUCUUCCUGCGUCUGCGCGACGGAUGUAGCUUCCUGCCGUCCUGAUGUUUGCUGACGGCCGUGUUUGGCGUUUGGACGACCCAACUGUCGCCUGGAGUCGUUUGUCGUCCUUUCCCGGCACCCAGCACGACCUCUUGUUGUGUGACUGGCGAGCCGGGAAGUAAACACGGCGGCCUGUGUCCAUGACAGGCAGCGAAGACGAAUCGCUACCUCGUCAUCAUCAUCGUUGAUUUCUCAAUCGGGUCCUCAUGGCGUCUGUUUCGAAGGUGUCUAUUUUGGAUUACUUUAAUAUAGUGUUUGAGGGCGAAAAUGGCAAAAUCGAGUCCAACUGUAAAGCGUGUGGCACAAGAAUCCAGGCGAAGCGCAGCGUCACGUCCAACUUCGUAACGCAUCUUAAGCGCAAGCAUCAGGCCAUGUAUGAAGACUUUGUGAAAAGGAAAGACAUGAAGCGAGAAGGUUACUCCUCUGGUCACAUCCACUCCGUGACGGCCCAUGGCGGGAACGCCCGCUGCUGCAUCAACAUGGGGGCAGCAGUGGGAGGAGGAGGUGCAGCUGGUGGGACGACAGCCCUGGAAGCAGGAGGAGCGAACAGGUUCCAAAAGAAUGACCCACGUCAGGUUUUAAUCAGUGAGGCCAUCACUAAGAUGAUCGUUAAUGAUCUGCAGCCAGCUUCCAUGGUGGAAAAUCCUGGCUUCAGAGCACUGCUUCAGCUCCUGGAGCCCCGUUACACCCCAGACCCCAAGCACUACAUCCAGAGCCAACUCCUCCCAGCCUAUGCCUACCAGGCCCAGGUGGCCAUCCGUCAAGCUCUGGCCUCAGCGCAUGCCCUCAGUCUCAGCUUGGACGUCUGGAGGGCCUCAUCUAGAGGUUACGUUGGUGUCACCUGCCAUUUUCUGUCAUCGGAGUGGCAGAUGCGGUCAGCUCUCCUGGCUUGUCUUCCUCUCACUGGGGAUCGCAUUCUCUCAGAUUUUGAGGAAGUGUGUCACUCACAUGGGUUGGCCGGAAGAGCCUUUCGUGUGGUUGCAGAUCCGCUCCUGACUACAACCACAGUGAAGCCAUGCUGUCUUCCUGGUUUUUGCCAAGAUGGGGAUGAAGAUGAUGAUACAGAAAAUGGGAACAAUGCAAAAGGAGAAAUUGGGAAUGGCCAUGGUGGAGAAGCAGGAUGGGAGGACUCAUGGGAGCAGUGUCUUGGUGUUUGUCGUGUGGACUGCUUCUCUCGCUCUCUGGGACACUGCGUCACAGAAGGGUUACGCUCAUGUCCGCAGCUUGAUUCUGCACUGACCAAAGCUUGCCACUUCUACAGCUACAUCACAACUUUUGUUCCAUCAGAGAAACUGAGCCAGGUGUUUGAUGGACCUGGGAUUAUGAUAGGAGUCCAAGGAAGUGUUUCUCCACCAGGGCGAGACUGGGCUACUCAGCUUAAGGUGCUUCGACGGCUGUUAGAGUCCGUGGAGGUCUUGGAGGAGAUGAGUGCUCCAGGGGAAAUGGGGCUGUGCGUUUCAGAAAGGGCCCUACUGAAAGAGCUCACUGACACGUUGGAGCCGUUCAUCGAGGCCUGGGACAUUGUGUCUGGAGAGCGACAGGCGGAUAUGAACACUGAUAGACAUGUGUACAUCAGUCUGGCUCUUCCAUGUGUCUUAGGCUUGCGCAAACAUCUCUCGGAGACGUCAACUCCUUGUUGCCCUUCUCUCUUGGCAAGCUUAAGCCAAGCUGCAGAGCGCCGUCUCGCUCCUAUCCUGGAGGAUCCCCUCUACAUCACAGCUACCACUCUCGACCCCCAGUUCAAGCUCACAUGGAGCAAUAACCCUGAAUGGCACAGACAACUUCUUCUAGAAGAAUUAUCCAAACAUUCUGCAGUCUCAGAGCAACAUCCUCAUUCCUACACGUCUCCAGCACAGGCGCCAUUGCCUGUUUCGCCUUUGGCUCGCCCCUGCAAGCUGUUCUCUUUCAUCAAGCAGAGGCCCAUUAGUCAGGCCAAGAGCCUUGAGCAGGAGCUCGCCAUCUACCUGCGAGAGGAACCUACGGACGAAGAGGCUCUGCAUUACUGGCAGCGUAAAACAAUUGACUUCCCGCUCCUCUCCCAGGUGGCCAAGAGGGCGUUUACCGUACCUGCUUGUGGCACGGCGGUGGAAAGCAUAUUCAGCCAGGCCGAGAACUGUCUGCGGCCCGAAAGAGGCUGCGUCUUACCACAGAACUUAGAGACACUCAUAUACCUCAAAGCCAACUCCAGAUUGGUAUGGACAUAGUCUAUUUCUGACACACUAAACAACACAGACAAUUGUGAUGGGAUUAACUCCAAAGCCUCUUUCAUGUUCCUGAGGCGUUGUUUUAAUUUAUGAACACUAUCCCCUAAGACUUUCAGGAACAAACCAAGGAUAACAUUACCAGUAACAGUUGCAAAAUAAAUCAUGUGACAUUUUUUAAAUGGCUAAGCAAACGGAAGUGCAUCUCCAGCUAAGUUAGCUUUUAAGUUGCAUUUUACUCAUUAUUUCACAUUAGUGAGCAAUGUACUUCAAUCCCUAAACAAAACCUUCUUGGCCAAUUUCCAUACUACAUGGUGGAGGAGUAGGGCAUAAGCCAGAGAGGUUUUUAAAAUUUGAGGAUUUCAAUAAGAAUGCAGAAAACACUUUCUCUUUGAAUAAUGCAUCAACUAGAAUGAUUAUAAGAUACAGUACAGUAUGCAGAGGAUGGCUACCUUCAAAAGGUGAAUUAUUGGUGCUUGUUUUUUGGUUUGAAAUUUAUUUUUGAUUCAACAUGUCUUCUUCCAAUGCUUGAAUUCAUUAGAAUGAAUUCCGCAGAUAUUGUUUUUGAAUAGAUGCUGAUGAAUAACAGCAGUUGUGCCCUGAAAUGGUAUCUGCAAGAGCUUGCUACAAUACUCAAUACUGUAGAUCCAUCUAUCCAUUUUCUAUUACUUGUCCCUCUCCGGUCACGGGAGUGCUGGAGCCCAUCCCAGCUGCAUUCGGGCGGAAGGCGGGAUGCAAGUCUGACACAGAUAGACAGAUAACAUUCACACACUAGGGCCAAGUUAGGGUUGCCAAUCAACCUAUCCUCAGGUGCAUGUCUUUGGAGGAGGGUGAACCCACACAGUCAUGAAAAGAACAUGCAAGCUCCACACAGAAAGACCCCAAGCAAAAUAUUUAGAGAAAAAUCCAUCCAUUUCUACCGCUUAUUCCCUUUUUUUGGGGUCGUGGUGGGCGCUGGCGCCUAUCUCAGCUACAAUCAGGCGGAAGGCGGUGUACACCCUGGACAAGUCACCACCUCAUCGCAGGGCCAACACAGAUAGACAGACAACAUUCACAUGAAAAAUCAAAGGUCUAAAUUCAGUUUACCUGGGGAUCGCUUUACUAAGAGUCAGGGUAAGGUUGCACUCACAAAGUAUUCACUUCAGAUAAUCCGAAUCAUGUUUUAACCACAUGACUACAUUUGUUAACCAACUCUACCAACAGUCAUAGUGAUCCUGAGCCGUAUUGGUGUUCUUUCUUGUGGGACUCCAGCAGUUUUGGGCAGUAGGUUACGAGUUUAACUACAUUGUUAUUUUUACAUCACCACAGAAGCUACAUUUUCUCAGGCAUUUCUAAAGCGUCAACGCAUCUCUCCCGGACAAUGUCACUUACCUAUCUACCCGUCGAUCACAGUCAAGACACUAGUAAGUACACAAAAAUGGCUGCAAUCCAAAUUGCUGUAUCUAAUACAAGUUCACGUAUCGAGACGCUAUUGUCGAUGUCCAAGAUAGAUUUAGGAACACAUUCUGGUAUUUCCCUAAAUUAACACAAUAAAUGCCAGCUGAGCUACAAUAAUCUUUGCGAUCGAGUCACUCAAAAAACCGACAGCAUUUGCACGAGCUAGCGACAUGUCAUUUGGCAGUAACAUAUUACCAUUACUUGUGUUACAUUGGUCACUUUAUUCAGACCACAACAAUGAGAUAAAUAAAAAAUAAUUACAACUUGACUGAAUUACACUGACCAAUCUGACUAACUCAAACCAAAAAAAUAAAUAUAUGUCAAUUUAAUAAAGAAAGAUACCCACAUCUGCAACUAUAAUAUAUUGUUUCUAAUGAGACAGGGAUUCACUGACCAUUAGUGAGAGACCAAGAAAUACUCAUAUUUAGUGCACAUGUUAACAAAAUAUUUUAGUCUUGAUUUAUACCUGUAUGACUAAAGUGAUAAGAUUGGGUAAUGAAGAGAACAUCAGUUGUAUUGCAGAUUAAUUGAUCAUGUAUCGAUUACUUGGAUUGAAGUUUGUUUUUUUAAAGGGCGGUGAGUUUGGGCUCUGUGAUACAAAAAUGCUCUGAUGUUUGCAUUUCACUGGAGCUUACUUUUCUUCAAAAACAGACAGAACUUAAAGGUGCCAUAUGUAAUAAUGCCAUGUCAAGUAAUUAUUAAAUGGCCCUUAUAUUUCAAAAGGCAUUAAUAAAUCAUGUUCUUUUUGAAUACCUUUAUAACUGAUAAUGGUAGUUCCGCCGGGAUAUAUGCUCCUUAGAUUUACAACCUCGAAAUACUGUUAUUGCUUUCAUUUCAUGCUCCGCCCUCCAACGUUUGACCAAUUAAAAAGUCUAUGAGUGUGUCACAUCCAGGUUGCCAGCGACGCACUGCCCUCUUUCUUGAGCUACUGCCACUGGUAAAGUUACUAAACAUGUCAGACCUUAAUAAAUCUAAAAGACGUCGUUACGAUUCUCAACAUAUUCAUGACAAAGCCAGGAACAAAACAAGGAUUUGUAUCAGGGAUUCCUUUGAAAGAUGGAGACGAUUUAAGGUGGAGAAAAUGUUUUAAUUUGACGCCAAAUUUGCUAAUUUCCUCCUUGAUUUAGUAUGUAAGUCUAUGUAUGCUCUUGUGUAGCAAAGCUAGUAUGUUCGUGCAACGAAUGCUUAGGAGCGAAGCACCAUCACACUAGUGUAAAGCUUACUUAGCAUACUAGCGCGGUCAAUGACACAUCAACAUACAGGCUAACGGGGGAAAUAUACCUGUAUGCCCGUUAGCCUGUAUGUCGAUAUGUAUUCCAACGGACAAGGCAACAUAUAUUUUUGACAAAUAAAACGUAUGUGUAUA